Alnus glutinosa is the source of this 3472-nucleotide messenger RNA. Its product is annotated as receptor-like protein 6. The coding region runs from base 102 to 3089 and encodes 995 amino acids. The transcript is spliced from 2 exons. Gene Ontology annotation, molecular function: protein binding. The record is from RefSeq and is a predicted model, not a curated record. NCBI's taxonomy places the organism in Eukaryota, Viridiplantae, Streptophyta, Magnoliopsida, Fagales, Betulaceae.
CCUCCAUUAUAUUUUCAUUUAUUAUUUAAUCACACACAAAACAAAUUAAUACCAUCCCUAAUCCACCAUUAAUUAAUAUCACCUCUCUUCCAUUCCAUGCAAUGAGACUUGCAGUCUUUUUGUGGCUUUUCUUGAUGCCCAUUUACUCACUUUUCCUAAUUAGCAUUCCUGUCUUUGGCGUGUCUGGCCAAUGUUUCGGCAAUCAGCAGUCCUUGUUACUGCAAUUGAAGAACAAUGACCUUACAUUCAAUCCUGCUAUGUCCAACAAACUUGUUAAGUGGAAUCAAAGUGUUGAUUGCUGUUUUUGGGAAGGUGUAACUUGCCAUGAGGGACGUGUUAUUGGUCUCGACUUGACCAAUGAAUCCAUCUCGGGUAGACUUUACAAUUCAAGCAGCCUCUUCAGUCUUCAGUAUCUCCAGAGCCUGAGUUUGGCUUACAACGACUUCAACUUUUCUCACAUUCCAUCAAAGUUUGACAAGCUGGCGAAUUUGAGUUAUUUAAAUCUAUCAUACACCAGCUUUGCAGGGCAAAUUCCUAUUGCGAUUUCACGUUUGACAAGGUUGGUUACUCUUGAUUUAUCUGGCAAUUAUCACACCUACGAAACUGGUUAUUCCCUGACACUUGAGAAUCCAAAUUUAAAUAUGCUCGUUCAGAACCUUUCGGAGCUUAUGGAACUUCAUCUUGAUGAUGUAGUUAUAUCAACGCAAGGUAAGGAGUGGUGUCAUGUCUUAUCAUCUUCGUUGCCAAAUCUAAGAGUGUUGAGCUUGUCAAACUGCUAUCUUUCAGGCCCUAUUGAUUCCUCAUUACGGAAUCUUAAGUCCCUCUCAGUUAUUCGUUUGAAUGGUUCUUUGCCAGAAUUUCCUCCGAAUGGAUCUCUUCGAACCAUGGUGCUUAGGAGCACAAAUUUUUCUGGGACAUUGCCACAUUCUAUUGGCAAUUUUAAAAUGUUGUCAACAAUAGAUCUUUCGAAUUGCAAUUUCAGAGGAUCAAUUCCAGACUCAAUGGCGAGCCUCACACAAUUGGUCUAUUUGGACAUGUCAUUAAACAUGUUUAGUGGAUCAAUUCCAGUAUUUAGCAUGGCCAAGAAUCUGACCAACCUAGACCUUUCUUCCAUUAAUCUCACUGGUCAAAUUACUUCAACUCAGUGGGAAGAACUUCAACAUCUAGAGAUUCUUGAUUUAAGUUACAAUUCACUGAAUGGGGAUAUUCCAAUUUCAUUGUUUUCCCUCCCAUCAUUGCAGACAUUACAACUUUCCAAUAACCAAUUUUCUGGGCAACUCAAGGAAUUUUCCAACAUUUCUUCUUACAAACUAGAAGAGCUUGAUUUGAGCAAAAACGAGUUGGAAGGGACAAUACCCAUAUCUAUCUUUCAACUUCGAGGUCUUGUAAUCCUCCUCCUUUCUUCAAACAACUUUGAUGGCUCCAAUUUGUUGGUUGAAUAUAGUGGUUUUAACCUUUCGUCUUCCCAUGUUCCCCAAAUUGCUUGGUUAGGCUUGGCUUCUAGCAAGUUGAAAAAAAUUCCUGAUUUCUGUAGAAACCAAUCCAUGUUAUACUCUUUAGACCUUUCAAGGAACCAGAUAUAUGGAGAGAUGCCUAAUUGGAUCUGGAAACUUCCCCAACUUAGAUUUCUAAAUCUCUCUUAUAACUACUUGGUCACUCUCAAAGGACCUAUCUCCAAUCUCUCUUUUAUUGCGAGAUCUCUAGACUUUCGAUCCAACCAGUUCCAAGGCCAACUCCCAGUUGUCCCACCUAUCAGCUACUUGGAUUUCUCCAUGAAUGAUUUUCAUUCUGCCUUACCAGCUAGCAUCGGUCAGUCCCUUGAAUCCGCACAAUUCUUUUCUAUUUCAAGUAAUAAAUUAUAUGGGAGUAUCCCUGGAUCAAUAUGCAAUUAUACAAAUCUUCGAUUUCUUGAUCUGUCUGAUAAUUACUUCGGUGGCAUAAUUCCCCAAUGCUUGAUUGAGAUGAGUGGGGCUUUUCUUCAGGUGUUGAGUCUAAGGAGAAACAAUCUCAAUGGUACAAUUCCUAAUACUUUUCCAGAGUCUUGUUAUUUGCAAACUUUAGCUAUCAAUAAAAACCAUCUAGAGGGAAAGUUGCCGAAAUCUCUAAAGAAUUGCCAUUUAUUGGAGGUCUUGGACAUUGGGAACAACCACAUCAAGGACACCUUCCCAUUUCACUUGAAUGGAUUAACCCUAUUGAAGGUUCUUAUUUUGCAAUCUAACAAAUUUUAUGGGCCCAUUGGUCAUCCAGAGCUUGCCCCUUGGCCGAUGCUUCAAAUCAUAGAUGUAGCUUCAAACAAUUUUACCGGUAACCUUCCAAUAGUACUCCUUUCUACUUGGAUGGCAAUGAUGGAUCAUGCACAUGAGGCCAAAUCUAAACUCAAUCACAUCCAAGUUCAAAUUGGUACUUUUUACUAUCAAGAUAAAGUAACAGUUAUUAGCAAGGGUUUAGAGGUGGAGCUGGUGAAGAUCCUAACUAUCUUCACCACCAUUGAUUUUUCUUGCAACAACUUUGAUGGUCCUAUACCUGAAGAAAUUGGAGAAUUCACAUUGUUAUAUAUUCUCAACUUGUCGCAUAAUGCUUUUACGGGCCAAAUCCCAGCAUCUCUAGGGAAAUUGAGUAAUCUUGAGUCAUUAGACUUGUCAAGCAACAAGCUUACUGGAGAGAUUCCUAUACAACUCGCCAAUGGUCUUAUUUUCCUUUCGGUCCUCAACCUUUCCUUCAACCAAUUGGUGGGACAUAUUCCAUUUAUUAAGCAAUUCUCUACAUUUUCUGAAAAUUCCUUCAAAGGAAACGAAAGAUUAUGUGGUUUGCCUUUGAAAUCACAGUGCUCACAUGAGGAGCCACGAUUGUCACCUUCAACGUAUAAAGAAUCUCAUAGGAGUAUGAUUGAGUGGAAUUACAUAAGUGCUGAACUGGGAUUUGUUUUUGGGUUUGGAAUUGUAAUGGGGCCCCUUAUGUUUUGGAAGAGGUGGAGGAUAUGGUAUUACAAACAUGUUGAUGACAUUCUUUUCAAGAUCUUCCCUAAGCUGUAUCUUGGAAAUGAAUAUCAUCGAAGACCAGCACUCAACAAUCAGCAGCCGAGGCACUAGUUGUAGUUAUGAUUAGAGGCAACACCUCCAGGUUUGUCAAGAAAAUCUCUUGCUUUUUACUUUCAAUAUAAAUCAAAAUGAAAAUUUAUCCACAUAAUUGGAUGCCAGCGUUUUCUUAAGGCAUGAUUCCAAUGGCAAAUGUAACUUCACAUAGCAACCCAAAUGAAGAAUGCCACAUUUCCAAGCAUCUUAUUUGCAGAAAUACAUGUGGGCUUCCAUAGGAAUCGAAGAUGCCUUGAAUCAAAUGGCCUCUUAUGACCAGUUCUUCACAAUUCAUUAUGUAUCUUUAAUUAGUAAUUAGUUGUAGUGACUCUGAUGCAGCUAGGGGGGAAUGUUCUUGAAUUUGAGCAGUAGAAAGUGACUUUUGAUUGAAAGGACUAACU